AACAGCAGCUCUACACUGAGCUUGAAGAAGAGCUGAAGACGCAGCUUCAGCUUCUUCGUCUUUCUCUCUCCUGCGCCAACAAUGGCGGAGAUCACCGAAUCGCCAGAAAGCUCGCCGGACCCACCCGAGACAAAAUCCGAACAACGGGAGGAGUUCGAUCCCGAAACCAUGCGAAGAACCAAACCCGGAGUGAAGCGCCUCGUCCUCACCUUCUCCGUCCUCAUUUCUUUCGUAAUCGGUUUUCCUUUCUUGUGGAAAUCGGUCGAAAUCUACCGCGCCCCGCUUCUGUUCGACGAUAUCGAUUUACUGUCCAAGCGGAUGGAAUCGGAGCCUCUACGGUUUCCGUGUAAUUUUCGCGCGGUGUUCGUAGGGUUUGAUUUUGGAUCAGCUGAUUUCGACCGUGCCGAUGAUCUGCAAUCGUCAAUUUCCAAUCGGAUGGACAAAUUUGUGUCGGGAACUUCGCCAUGUGGAACCUGCAGUAGCAAUUAUUCUGUCUCGGUGACAAUGGAAUCAAACUCUCGUUGCAUCCAGAGCCAAAGUGGGAGACAUUCGUGUUCGUAUCAGUGUGGUGCAAUUAGUUCAAUAGAUUUUCGUGGUGAUGAUGAGAGUGUUGACGAUUCAUUGGAGCGUGUAUUGGGAGGAGAGUGUUCAGGGUUAGCUGGGAAGGUAUACACCGUAGUGAUAGUGAAUAAGGACGCGGAGGAUAAAGCCAUAAUAGGAAAGUACAGACAUGCUUGGAUUGUUGGUAGGGUGCAGGAAGAGGAAGCUGUGGAAAAAAUUGCAGAGAUUUUUGUUAAAGUGUUCUCAAACGGUGGCAAAGAGGAAGGAUUGAUUCAUGGGGAAUUUAUGCCUGUUGGAGCGGAUGGAAGGAUCGUGCUUUCUUUCAAUUUGCUCAAUUCCGAUCCACAGGAUUGGAUUUAUGAUUGGGAUUUUAAUAUGAUAGAGGAGCAUAUGUUGUCCCCAGUAGUUGAUACUUUGGGACCUGUUGCAAACAUAACUGUGGAAAGUCAGGUUCUAUAUUAUACUCCAAAAUCCAGUUAUGCUUAUUGGGAUGAAGAGUUGAAAAGCUUCAUCUUAAACACCGGUGAUCUUCCAUUCUUUGUGAAUUCAAAUGAGUGGCAUCUGGACACUUCAACUGCAGCUGGCGGACGGUCAAAGGUAUUGCAGCUUGUGCUAUACAUACCAUCUGCAAAGGAGUGCCCUCUAAACUUACAGCUUCCGAAUGGGGAGAUCUCCAAGGCCAAUGGAUACAUAUCGCCUAUGUGGGGAGGUGUAGUUGUUUGGAAUCCUAUGAAUUGUUUUCAGGAUCCAGAAAAGUACCCUGCAUGGCACAAAAUUUCUCCUCAGGAUCUUCAGAAGAUUUUUGAAGUUUUUGUGGCUCAGAUACGUCAACUUGUUGGUCUAAAAUCUGAUAACCUCUUUAUUGGAACAUCAGUCAGGUCUAUCAUGUUAGCUAGUGAGAAAGGAUUCACAGAAUGGGAACUGGAUGCUUUGACUAGGCAGCAUACCUGUUUUAAUCUAUGGUCAUGUGCUACAACCCUUAGCUCUCUCUCCAGACUGGUUCAAUCCCUUCCUCGAAUGAUCAUAAUGGAUGAGAUAGGGAAGCAGGUUAAGCUUUCUAUGGAAGCUGCAAAACAGGCUGAGAGUGAUGCCUCCCAUGGGAUUUAUGCUGCUGCUGCUGUUUCUGCGAGGCAAUCGAGAGCCCUAGCUGAGGAUGCCUUUUUUCAUCCAUCUAUCAUGUCUGUCAGCUAUUACUCGUUCGAGCACUGCUUUGCUGUCUACUCGCCUUUCUUCCUACCAGUGUCCCUGCACGUGGUCCUUGCGGCUUUGAGAGAAUGGAAGAGAUACCGACAAGAAAAGAAGAAGUACUUGACAUGGAAAGCCCGAGUGGAUGCAUCUUCUUAGUGGCAGUUUCUCAGACCAAGGAAAAUCACCUUUGAUGGAGCACCCAGUGCACAUCCUGAAGGUUUAGCAUCGGGAUUCUGGGUUGUUGUUCAAAGAAAUAGCUUCUGCGAGCCUUACGCUCGAAAUUCCUCAACAAUCGGCAGUUCAGAGGUGAGAACAUUGUGGUGAAACCAAGUUUUAUAGGACUUUUAGGAGCACGGCACAGAAGGCUUUGGUCUACGGCUUGGCCUGCGGCAACUAAUCUUACUGGUCAUUGGAGCUUACGUUUACUUCUUCACAUGAGGUGUUUUUGAAUGUUAGAUUGUAAGCUUGUUCUGUACCCUUAAUUUAACCCUUUCAAAUGCAUCUUUGAUAUGCAUGAAAUUUAGAGGAAAUCAAGCUGUCUCGUGUGACGUGAUUUAGUUGAUAGUGGUUGCAAUUGUGCUCGUU
Molecule: messenger RNA, 2334 nt
Organism: Rhodamnia argentea
Lineage: Eukaryota; Viridiplantae; Streptophyta; Magnoliopsida; Myrtales; Myrtaceae
Product: GPI transamidase component PIG-S
Exons: 14
Coding region: 82-1905 (607 amino acids)
Biological process (GO): attachment of GPI anchor to protein
Cellular component (GO): GPI-anchor transamidase complex
Source: RefSeq, a predicted model, not a curated record